AUGAGCCCUCCAUCAAACAAAAUAAAGUCCAAAUAUACUCCAACGCAUAUCAAACAAAAUAUAAUCCGAAUUCAGAACGGAUCGGGCGCGGCUCCUCAAGCGAUUCCUCCCCUCGCCGCCGUAUGCCAUCGCCUCCCAUGUGAAGCCAGCGGCCACCUUCGCACUCCACAGCUACAGUUGCAAAACUUGAUUGAUCCAAAGAGGCAUUAG
This is a messenger RNA of Lactuca virosa, 210 nucleotides long. Lineage: Eukaryota; Viridiplantae; Streptophyta; Magnoliopsida; Asterales; Asteraceae. The record is from the annotation of a GenBank genome assembly.